Lathyrus sativus (Indian pea) is the source of this 2586-nucleotide messenger RNA. The record is from the annotation of a GenBank genome assembly. NCBI's taxonomy places the organism in Eukaryota, Viridiplantae, Streptophyta, Magnoliopsida, Fabales, Fabaceae.
AUGUUUAACAUCUUGAACACUAACAGGAGCCAGAAAAUCAAGGGAACUGUGGUGUUGAUGCCCAAAAAUGUUUUGGACUUCAACGCCAUCACUUCCAUCCCUAAAGGCAGUGUUCUUGACGCCCCGGGAAAAAUCAUCGGCGGCGUCACCGGCAUUGUCGGCGGAGUUGUUGACACUGCCACUGCCUUCUUAGGCCGUAAUGUCUCUAUGCAGUUGAUCAGUGCCACUAAAACUGAUGCUGGUGGAAAAGGCCAAGUUGGACACGAAGCGUUUUUAAGCAGUCAUCUUCCUCGAUUACCAACAUUGGGAGCAAGACAAGAUGCAUUCAGUAUUUAUUUUGAAUAUGAUGCUAAUUUUGGAAUCCCUGGAGCUUUUUACAUAAGAAACUAUACUUCAGCUGAGUUCUUUCUCGUCAGUGUGACUCUUGAAGAUAUUCCUAACCGUGGAUCUGUUCAGUUUGUUUGUAACUCAUGGAUUUACAAUUUCAGAAGUUACCAAAAGGACAGGAUCUUCUUCACCAAUGAUACGUAUCUUCCAAGUCAAACACCAGCUGCAUUGAAUCACUUUAGAAAAGAAGAGUUGUUGAAUCUAAGAGGAGAUGGAACCGGUGAACGUAAGGUGUAUGAUAGGAUAUAUGAUUAUGAUGUUUAUAAUGAUCUUGGAAAUCCUGAUUACGGCGACAAAUUUGUUCGUCCGGUGCUCGGAGGGUCUAGCACCCAUCCUUACCCUCGUAGGGUUAGGAGCGGUAGAAAAUCAACCCGAAAAGACCCUAAGAGCGAAAGACAGGGUGAGAUUUAUGUUCCGAGAGAUGAAAACUUUGGUCACUUGAAGUCAUCGGACUUUCUUAUGUAUGGAAUAAAGUCGAUUUCCCAAACUGUCAUGCCUUUGCUUAAAUCUGUGAUUUGUGACGAGUUCAGUAGCUUCGAUGAUGUUCGUGGACUUUACGAAGGUGGGAUUAAGCUUCCUACUGAUAUACUCAGCCAAAUUGCCCCCUUACCAGCUCUUAAGGAAAUCUUGCGCACCGAUGGUGAACAAGCCCUCAAGUUUCCGCCACCUCAAGUAAUCAAAGUUAGCAAAUCUGCAUGGAUGACUGAUGAAGAAUUUGGGAGAGAGAUGGUUGCUGGUGUAAACCCUUGCGUGAUUCGUCUUCUUCAAGAGUUCCCUCUGAAAAGUACUCUUGAUACUGUCGUGUACGGGGAUCAGUCUAGUACAAUAACAAAAGAACAGUUAGAGACGAACCUCGGCGAGCUCACAGUAGAACAGGCACUUAAUGGAAAGAGAUUAUUCGUCUUAGAUUACCAUGACGCGUUCAUGCCGUUUCUAGAGAGGAUAAACAUAAGAGCAAAGGCUUACGCCACUAGGACAAUCUUGUUCUUGAAAGAUGAUGGAACUUUGAAGCCAAUAGCCAUUGAAUUGAGUCUGCCACACUCAAAUGGGGUUCAAUAUGGUGCUGAAAGCAAAGUAAUCUUGCCUGCAGAAGAUGGCAGUGUCGAAAGUACAAUUUGGCUAUUGGCCAAGGCUCAUGUGAUUGUAAAUGACUCAUGCUACCAUCAACUCAUGAGCCAUUGGUUGAAUACUCAUGCGGUGAUUGAACCAUUCAUCAUAGCAACAAACAGGCAUCUAAGUGUGCUUCACCCGAUUAAUAAGCUUUUAUAUCCUCACUUUCGUGACACGAUAAAUAUCAAUGGACUUGCUCGUCAAGCUCUAAUCAAUGCCGAUGGCAUUAUAGAGCAAACAUUUCUGCCCGGACCAAAUUCCGUUGAGAUUUCUUCAACCGUUUACAAGAAUUGGGUUUUCACUGAUCAGGCAUUACCUGCUGAUCUUAUCAAGAGAGGAUUAGCUGUCGAGGAUCCUUCAUCCCCCCACGGACUUCGUCUUGCCAUAGAAGACUACCCUUAUGCUGUUGAUGGGCUAGAAAUAUGGGAUGCUAUCAAGGCAUGGGUCCAAGAGUACGUCUCGUUAUAUUAUCCAACUGAUGAAGCAGUGCAAAAGGACACUGAAAUACAACCUUGGUGGAAGGAAGCCGUAGAAAAGGGUCACGGUGACUUGAAAGACAAGCCAUGGUGGCCUAAGAUGCAAACUAUUCAAGACUUAGUUCAAUCUUGCUCCAUUAUCAUAUGGACUGCUUCUGCUCUUCACGCAGCUGUUAACUUCGGACAAUAUCCUUACGGAGGAUACAUCCUUAACCGUCCAACUCAUAGCAGAAGAUUCAUCCCAGAGAAAGGAACUCCAGAAUACGACGAGAUGGAGAAAAGUCCUCAAAAGGCGUAUUUAAAAACAAUUACAUCAAAAUACCAGACUCUUAUUGAUCUCUCCGUGAUUGAGAUAUUGUCAAGACAUGCUUCUGACGAGGUGUACCUCGGCGAGAGGGAUAGCAAGUAUUGGACAUCUGAUUCGAGGGCAGUACAAGCCUUCACAAAGUUUGGAACCAAACUAGCUGAAAUUGAAGGGAAAAUCCAUAGCAGGAACAACAAUUCUAGUUUGAAAAACCGCUACGGACCAGUGCAAUUGCCCUACAGUUUGCUCGUUCGAUCAAGUGAAGAAGGUUUAACUUUCAAAGGAAUUCCCAACAGUAUCUCUAUUUGA